AAUUGCUGCUGCUGCUGCUGCUGUUCUCUCUCUCUCUCCCCCUCUCCUCUCUCUGAUUCCAGUAAUGGCAAACCCUGUUCCUGCCUCCUCCUGCUUUUACCUCUUCCUUUUCCUCAUUGCUGCUACUGCUGCUUGUGUUCGAAGUGCAGAUAGAGUCACGGACAACCCCGCCGAUCAGCUGGUGGCAGCAAUCAACAGCAACAGGACAGCAGGCAAAUCAUCUACCUUGUACAGCAACCCUGGCCUGGCAUGCAUUGCUCUUCAAUACAUCAAGGCCUUCCAGGGUGAUUGUGGUGUCGUUGGGGGUCCCAAGGCCAAGAGACCUCCCGACUCUGAGUUUGCUCAAACCUUUGCUCCCAAUUGCGGCGUCGAGGCCUCCACCCUUGCCCCAAUCACAGGGAGGCUGCUCGGAUGCCAGUCCAAGUAUGUUAAACCCUCGGAAGCAUUUUCAGAGAUCCUGAUGAAGAAGAACAGGAGCCUGGAGAUCCUCUAUAGCAAGAACCAUACAGAGGUGGGUGCUGCCGUCAGCGGAUCAGACGGUGGGGGGCCGUAUUUCUGGUGUGUGCUGUUCAGUGGUGGGAAAUCAAAUAGCAGCUUCGUCCCUCAAGGAGGGGUGGCCAAGGUGACUGAGAAAGGUUGCUUUAGCGGUGCCCAUGAUGCUUGCAGCGGGGCUGUCGCUUUGUCCGCCGGAUAUCAUGCUGUUUGGGGUGCCAUUGCCACUGCUUUUGCUGUUGCCGCGGGUUUUGGGUUUGUUGCAAUCUCAAUGCAAUGAGUUGCUGCACCUUGCACUUAUGUAAUCCCUGUUCUUUUAUUCAUUCGUCGAUCACAGUUUGGUACAUACGAAACAUUUGUAUUUGUAUUUGUACUUGUAUUCAUUCAUCACAAAAGAAUUGAAUUUGGAGUGUACAAGAUAAGAUAGAUACACGAACCAGGGCUCAAUUUUCAGUUCCCAACUUUCUUUUGGAUUAAAAGAACAUGUGUUAAACAAACAGGGGGGGAUGGUGGA
Molecule: messenger RNA, 1006 nt
Organism: Andrographis paniculata
Lineage: Eukaryota; Viridiplantae; Streptophyta; Magnoliopsida; Lamiales; Acanthaceae
Exons: 2
Coding region: 65-772 (235 amino acids)
Source: RefSeq, a predicted model, not a curated record